Arachis ipaensis is the source of this 327-nucleotide messenger RNA. RefSeq lists its product as uncharacterized. The record is from RefSeq and is a predicted model, not a curated record. Lineage: Eukaryota; Viridiplantae; Streptophyta; Magnoliopsida; Fabales; Fabaceae.
AUGACCUUAGACAAAGCUCUCUGUGAACUUGGCACCAGUAUUAAUCUGAUACCGUUAUCAAUGAUGAGAAGGCUUGCCAUAGAAGAACUCAAACCUACCAGGAUGUCUUUGGUAAUGGUUGAUAGAUCAAUCAAGACACCCAAUGGAAUUGUGGAAAAUCUCUUAGUAAAGGUGGGGGAGUUUAUCUUCCCUGUGGAUUUUGUGAUUUUGGAUACAGAAGAGGAAGGGAACAAUUCAUUCAUCUUGGAAAGGCCAUUUCUAGCCACAGCUAGAGCCAUUAUUGAUGUAGAUAAGGGAGAGAUGAUCUUCAGAGUGCACAAUGAGUAA